CUGGACAAAAAUCAAUCAGACUCAGAUUUUAGGAAAUGUCGCGGCGGCUUUGCAUGCGAUGAGGGCGAGUUGCAUGGCUGCCGGGGUGUUUCACCUGCAGAGGACAAACUGCGCACGGAGGGGGAGCUGUGCACUUUGCUGCAGUGCAAUGAGACGCAUAGGCGUAGUCCCGUCUGCAUGCAGGCUGCAGGUAGAGCGGCGCUGCCAGGCCCUUGUUCUGGGGUUUCCGUGUGACAAUAUGCAGGACUGUGGUGUGAAGGUCUGAUCGGACAGAAACACGUCGCCAUGGAGCUGCAUCUGCUGGUCACGGUUUGCCUCCUCUUUGGCAAAAUAGUGAUUACUCAUCAAACUCACAUGAGCUCCGUGUACACAUAUCUGUUCACGCCGCGCGGGCCGCAGAUGUUUACGUGUUUGACGUACCUGGAGAGAAACGUCCGGGUCGAUUGCGAGUUCCUGGCCAGCGACAUGGUUCCCGGGCCCUACUGCGAGUAUCGCCAGGACAGCCGGCUGGUGGGCUCCACCUACCCCAACGCCGUCAUCUACGUGUCAACGGAGGACCGGAGGAGGAGCAACGUCAGCCUCGUGGCCCCCAAUCUGUGCCGCCUGACCUGGGCCCCGCUGGCCGACGAGAAGCCCUACACCUACACCUGCAGGGUUUACCAGGGCAACGGCUGGAAGGAGAACAGCAUGGCUGUUCAUCACAGGCAUCUCCUGAUCUGUUCUGCAAUCAGCGUCCUGUUCAAGUCGGCACCUUGGGUUUGGUCACUGGUGAUUUCACUUCCUGUAGCCGUGGGGCUUCUAAGUCCAUGAGCUUGCACUUUCACGUGGUAUAUCUGCUCUGAGGACAUUUCAGGAUUGUUGUUCGACGCCUCAGGGUGGGAAGUUUUAAUUUUAUUUUUAUGUAUUAUUUCUGACACAGCAGAUAAAAAACCCCUUAAAAGUUUUUUUCUUUAACAAACCUCUGUCACCAUUCUACCUUAAACUCCUGUAUUAAACAAAGAUAAAGCAGGGGAUGAAAAUAAGAGACGAUUGAAUAACAAUGUAAAGAAAUUAAUCAUUUUCUCUCAAGAUGAUGAAUAUUAACUACAUAUUAAUCAGUUUUAACUGUCUGGUUAUUAAAUAAUAUUAAAUAAUAAAUAUUUUAUUAACAAAAUAAAAGACAAUUUAGUGUUUUUUGUAAUUUAAAGAAAUGCAGAUGAUACUUAUUUUCUCCUAUAGCUAUGCUUACCAUAAACGUCUGAUUAAAACGCCUGAUAUAUAGCGUCAUUGUCUAUGUUCCUUAUGUGUAUAGAUCUGUAUAAAAAGGGAGUAGACCUAUAACUUCUUGUGAUAAAAAGUCAUCAUAAACUGAAAGUGAUUAUUGUGUUGCUUAAUAUUAAAUGCAAUAUUCAAGCCUCCUGUCUGUUCAGCUGGAUGUUCUGGCUCUGAAGUAUCUGCUCAAACACUGCCUUUUCUGUUCGCAUUAGGCCUCCGGAGGAGCUUCAGCAGUUCCUCUACUCUGGACUCUGACGUGAGGUUCUUCUGCUUACGAUGCAUCAAUCCACAUCCAGUGCCUUGCAAAAUUCAUGCCCUCACAUUUGUCCAUGUUUUGAGAUGUUGCAACCACAAACUUGAAUGCAAUGAGCUGAGAUUUUAGCGCUUUGUAGAACCGUCUUAUGCUGCUGAGUCUUUUGGAAGUAUGUCUCUACCAGUUCUGGACAUCUACAGAUGCUAUUGUUUCUAAAAAUAUCUCAAGUUCUGUUGAGUAGGAUGAAGAGCAACUGGUUUUCAAAUCUUGCAACAGAAUUUAGGUCUGGACUUUGACUAUUCUGUAGCUAUACAUGCACAUCCCUUACUGGACCUUUGUUUUUGUCUCAAGUCUUUUUCAACCUCUACAUGAUUUUCUCUCAGGAUUGCAGUGAGUUUAGGCCAGCGUUUUUGCUGAAGAAAAGCUCCCCCACAGCAUGGCCAUGCCACCACCGUGUUUCACCAUGGGGAUGAUAAUGUCAUAAUUAUGGAGAUUGUUAGUUUUUUGUCACAUGGAGGGCAUAGCUUGGAGAUCACUAACAGUUCAGCUUUUCAAAAGAGAGACGUUUGGCCUCGCUGUCAAAAAAAUUCCUCCACAUGAGUUGUGGAUACUUGCAGCCCCUCCAGAGUUACCGCUGGAUCCUUGGCCGUUUUUCUGCUUGACAGUCUCCUGAAAAGACAUGUCUUGGUUUAUAGUUUUGCCAUUAUGACAAAAACGUUUCAGAAGUUCAAAGCUUAGGAUGUUAUUUUACACACUAAACCCUAGAACCUUAUCUCUGACAUCUAUCAGACAGAACAGCUGCAUUUAUUCAGAGAUUAAAUCACACUACGAAUGAAUAAAUUUGUUGCACUCGAUUUCUUUAGAGGCACCACAGUGAAGAAGGAAAAAAAAUACUUUUCAGGUCAUUUUCUGUCCAACAUUGUGUAUAUUUUUGAGAAAACACAUAAAAGUUUGUGGUUGUUUCACAGCUAAAUGCGGCAAAGAUUAGGGGUGGUGAAUUAUUUUGCAGGGUACUGUAAGUGUUGAUUCCUAUUCCCCCUUUAAAUUAAUUGGAACAAAAAGUAUUUCUUUAUCAGUUCAAGAGCACAGUUUCUGUAGUUUCUUUUCCUUGUUUUUCUGUUUAUGUUGCUUUCUUGCUCAGACUUCUCACUUGUUAAUUGUUUAAUCACCAUAUUUGUGUCUCUUUUGCUGACCGCUUAGUUUUGUUACCGAGAAAAAGAAAAGAUUGUUCCUGUAUUUUUCUUUUGAGCUCAUCACCUCAGAUUAUUUCUUUAACCGCUACAGGUGCAAUAUGUUGUACAAACAAACUGUUACUAAUAAAGGUGCACAACUAUAGCAGUACUUCCUGUGAA
Molecule: messenger RNA, 2859 nt
Organism: Poeciliopsis prolifica (blackstripe livebearer)
Lineage: Eukaryota; Metazoa; Chordata; Actinopteri; Cyprinodontiformes; Poeciliidae
Exons: 4
Coding region: 286-810 (174 amino acids)
Source: RefSeq, a predicted model, not a curated record